AUGAACACCGUUCACACACCGAACCCCGCACACGCAUACCCGUCGUUGCAGUCGCACACACACACAUACGUGUCGGACGCGGAGGAGGAGAUCGUGGAGGAGGGGCUCGAGUCGGAGAUGCAGCAGCAGGCGGCGCAAAUCCGCCGCGAACGGCUGUCAAAACGCGUGCAGGCCGAGAAGGUCAAGGCGGAGAGCGCGCUCACGCGCACCAUGUCACUUGUACGCGGCACGUCUAAUCGUGGCGAGGAUGGGCCCCUGGUAGGGCAUUUGAUUGGGGAGGACCAUGUCAACUAUGUGUUGAUGUACAAUAUGUUGACUGGUAUCCGGAUAGCCGUCUCGCGGUGUCAGGCGAAAAUUCGCCGGCCACUGACAGAGGAUGACUAUACCGCCGCGCACAAGUAUUCCUUUGACAUAGUCGGGAAUGAGUUGACACCAUCGGCAAGGUAUGACUUCAAGUUUAAGGACUAUGCACCAUGGGUCUUCCGCGAACUCCGAGAAGACUACUUCCACCUCGACCCUGCAGAUUAUUUGCUCAGCCUGACCGCGAAGUACAUCCUGUCCGAGCUAGGUUCGCCGGGCAAAUCGGGCUCGUUCUUCUACUUCUCGCGUGACUACCGGUUCAUCAUAAAAACGAUCCACCACAACGAGCACAAGUUCCUCCGGCGGAUCCUCAAGAAGUACUACGAGCACGUGAAGACGAACCCGCACACGUUGCUUAGUCGCUUCUACGGCCUUCACCGUGUCAAACUUCCUCACGGGCGCAAGAUUCACUUUGUGAUCAUGAACAACCUCUUUCCGCCGCAUAAGGACGUCCAUGAGACAUAUGAUCUCAAGGGAUCGACAGUUGGCCGGGAGUAUCCUGAGGAGAAGGCAAAAGAGAACCCGCGCGCGACGCUGAAGGAUUUGAAUUGGAUCCACCGGCGGAAGACGUUGGAACUGGGUCCAGAGAAGCGCGCCCUUCUCACUGAACAACUACGAAGAGACUCGGAGUUGCUCAAGCGGCUAUAUGUCAUGGAUUAUUCUCUGCUUGUCGGUAUCCACAACAUGGAAAGGGGCAACCGUGACAAUGUCCGGAGUAAGACGCUAAAGGAGUUCUCGCCGGACAUGCCUGUCAUUCGACGGAAACAUACACAAGUCAAGGGCGCGAGAUCACCAGACGCGAUUGCGUUACGACGUAAUCUACGCGAAUCUGACCCAAAGCGACUCGGUACGGGAUCGAUCAGUCUUCCGGAGGAGACAGGCGAGCGGCAAUACUUCAUCUUUUAUCAGGAAGAGGGCGGCUUGCGCGCGACAGACGAGCUGAACCAGAGCAUGGACACAAUAUACUACCUUGGCAUCAUUGAUAUUCUUACACCGUAUUCGUCGCUGAAGAAGAUCGAGCAUUGCUGGAAGGGGCUGUCGGCUGAUCGACAUAAGAUCAGCCCGGUACCCCCGCAAGAAUAUGGUGAUCGCUUCUACUCGUUCAUGAAGUCCAUCAUGCGUGGCGGCGGCGGUGCCGGUAAUGAUGAGAAGGCCAAGACCGAAUAG
This is a messenger RNA of Laetiporus sulphureus 93-53, 1527 nucleotides long. Its product is annotated as SAICAR synthase-like protein. Gene Ontology annotation, biological process: phosphatidylinositol metabolic process. The record is from RefSeq and is a predicted model, not a curated record. Gene Ontology annotation, molecular function: phosphatidylinositol kinase activity. The coding region runs from base 1 to 1527 and encodes 508 amino acids. The transcript is spliced from 4 exons. Lineage: Eukaryota; Fungi; Basidiomycota; Agaricomycetes; Polyporales; Laetiporaceae.